UGCAGCUCCGCUCCGGAUCCUGGUUGGUUAGCGGCUCCUCCUGGAGCUCAGCGCCGCCCAGAGGCGUCGCCUCCCGGCUUAAUGUCCGCCGCUCAUUGGAGGAAGCUGCGUUCAAAAAGUCCGCCUCUCCGUCCCGCUCUGCUGGGAGCUUUUCUGGUUGGUCGCCAGCAUCGUCCCGCUCCUCUCCGCGGACAUAUAAAGCAGCUUUCAGCCGCUGCUGGUCACAUUUUCUUGAGUCUGCAGAAACAAGAAGCAACAAAAUGAGUGGCCGCGGAAAGACCGGAGGAAAAACCCGAGCGAAGGCCAAGACCCGCUCCUCUAGAGCCGGACUCCAGUUCCCGGUGGGCCGCGUUCACAGGCUGCUGCGCAAAGGCAACUAUGCGGAGCGGGUCGGUGCCGGAGCCCCCGUCUACCUGGCCGCUGUGCUCGAGUAUCUGACCGCUGAGAUCCUGGAGCUGGCUGGGAACGCCGCCCGCGACAACAAGAAGACCCGCAUCAUCCCCCGUCACCUGCAGCUGGCCGUCCGCAACGACGAGGAGCUCAACAAGCUGCUGGGUGGAGUCACCAUCGCUCAGGGUGGAGUGCUGCCCAACAUCCAGGCGGUGCUGCUGCCCAAGAAGACCGAGAAGGCCGCCAAGGCCAAGUAAACCUGCUGCUGCUGUUGUUGCUCAGCAACAAACACACAACGGCUCUUUUAAGAGCCACACACUCCUUCAUCAUGAGAGCUUUGCUUCCAACCAAAAACACUAAUAACUCUGUUCACAUUCUUCACUAUUUUAAUGUUUAAUUGUUGCUCAUUUGAUAAACUUGCUGAUCUUAGACCUGAAAUCAGAGACAUGUUUUAUGUCAAACUUUUAAAUCAUCAAAGCAAAAACUGUAGAUCAUCAUAAAAUAGUUUAAUCUGCUCAACAAAACUUGACCUCUAGUUGAACAUCAGCAGUUCUCUUAACUUCUAUUUCACUCUGUAAUAUAACAUGUUACACAUUUUCCUAAUUUAAACUUUCAGUCCUUUGCAAAAUGUUUUUAUAUUAAAUUUAAUCUAAUAACCAUUUAUAAGGAUUUGAUUUGAUUAGGACUUUAUUUUAUAGACCAACAGAAAGUUAAAUUAAUUGUUUUGCCCUUUUUUCUCCAAAACAUCUCAAUUCACUUCAGAGAAUGUCUGUAAAUAUAUUUCUCUAAACUUUUGCCACAGAUAGUUUGGAUUCAGUUCUGGGCUUUGACUGGGCCAUUCCAACAUAUUUAGUGAUUGUGUUAUACGGGCCUGAAUGUCUGGAAGUUUAACUCUGUGUUCCUGGCUGCCAAAAAAUACUCCAAGCAAAUCAGAGAAAAAGUUCUAGAGAACUAAAAGUCGGUGGAUUUAAUGAGCUGCUUUGUCUUCAUGUGUUGCUUUUAUUUUGCUUUUUCUUCACAAUUCAUAACAUCUUUGUUUUUCUUCUAAAUUCAUCCUGAAAUAAACCAAAGGACAAAAUGAACAAGAGCAACAUAGAAUGAACAGUCAAUGUGGUUGAUUAGAGAUUGAUCUUGUUCCACAUGUGAUUUAUUUCAUAUGCAUAAACUAUGAUGUUAUAUUCAAGUCAAUCUGAUAAAAUCCAUCUUGAUUGGAUUUGAUGCUAAAAGCAGAAGAACUUUCUGAAAUGGUUUUUGGCAACAAGAGCCUCAUUUGAUUAAAUCCUAGCAAAGAAAUAACUAUAAACAAUCAAAUUUUAUUUGUAUAU
Molecule: messenger RNA, 1715 nt
Organism: Xiphophorus couchianus (Monterrey platyfish)
Lineage: Eukaryota; Metazoa; Chordata; Actinopteri; Cyprinodontiformes; Poeciliidae
Product: histone H2A-like
Exons: 1
Coding region: 261-647 (128 amino acids)
Cellular component (GO): nucleosome
Molecular function (GO): protein heterodimerization activity; structural constituent of chromatin; DNA binding
Source: RefSeq, a predicted model, not a curated record